This is a messenger RNA of Gaeumannomyces tritici R3-111a-1, 1607 nucleotides long. RefSeq lists its product as hypothetical. The record is from RefSeq and is a predicted model, not a curated record. Bases 319 to 1494 code for a protein of 391 amino acids. Gene Ontology annotation, molecular function: hydrolase activity. The transcript has a single exon. NCBI's taxonomy places the organism in Eukaryota, Fungi, Ascomycota, Sordariomycetes, Magnaporthales, Magnaporthaceae.
CAGAGAUCCUACUUGCAACAAAACUAAGGCAAAAACAAAGCAAAGAAGAUCCCACUGCAGGCCAGAGAAAUAAACCCACACCACCCCCCACCAACCUCAUCGUAGCCCACACCUCCAACCUUACUUACCAUUUCCCAUACUUCUGUCCCCUUCCGUGGAUCUACUGCCAAAACGGCCGCGCUGGCCUCCCAAAAGGUUCAUCGCCACACACCACUCACUCACUAGCUCAACCACGAACCCGGUAUCACCGCUGCUCAGCGUCGCCGCCCUACCGGCCAUUAGCCUGUUUCAGUAUUACACCGUAUCCAUCCAUCCACAAUGUUAUCUGUCAGCCGCAUCCUCCUGGAUCCGCAGGAGAACAUAUACGUCAACUGCCAGACUAUGCCACCUUCAAAUCUACCCAACGAUGAUCCCGACUCAGCAGCAGCAUCAAGGGAGGCCGCCCUCGACUCCCCACGCACUACCAACACUAUAGCCAAGAGUCACCAUAAACCCAAGGGCCAACACGAUCACGGUGGGCUCGACAUGGAUGAGAUCGAUCGUACCAUGUUCUUCACUCCCUCGGAGCGCCAGACGGUGUCGUGUGGUGCUGUCGCUAUCGACCUGCGGCGUGGCCGUAUUCUGAGCUUGUACAACAAGAAGCUCGGCAUUGCUCAGCUGCCCAAAGGUCGAAAGCAGAUUGGCGAGGGUCACAUCGGCGCUGCCAUCCGGGAGACCCUCGAGGAGUCGGGCGUCCGGGUCCGCCCACUACCCCUCAAAGUGUGUACCAGGUCGUCUGCUGCGCCCCUAGAGCAACAGAGUCAGCACCGUGAGCGGCAGCUUCCCGCCGGUGUUGACGACAGUAACAUGCCCACUCCGCCCGCAUCCGCCAAGGCCCCUUCGGUGAAUAACGAGGAUGGAGCCGGUGGAAGUGGUGGGGGCUCGGCACCAGGCAGUGUUGGCGACCGCAGCAGCAUGUACGCCGAAUCCGUAGUGACCGAGUGUGCCGCUGCACCACGCACCGAGCAAGCAACUCCCGCCAACGGCAAGGCAUCCCCGGAAUCUCGCCGCCGCCACACACAGUGCUGCAGCCCGGACACGGACGUGACGUCGGACGUCUUCAACAACGAGUUCAUCGGAGUGGUGAGGUAUCCCGACCCGCAGAGCCAGACUCCCGGGACGCUCAAGUCAAUAUACUGGUUCGCGGCCACGUUCGACCUUGAAGAGCUGGACCGCGGCGGCGGCAUCGACGCAAACGUUCAGGAGCACGAAAAGUUUGUCGUCUGCGCCUACGGUGUGCGCGCCACCAUAGAUUCCCUGCGCUUCCAGGCCGAGAAGGAUGCUGUGCGCAAGCUGGUUGCCGAUCUUUCCGCCAGCGGGAUCCGCAUCGGAGGGGAAGGGGAGGGAUCGGACGCUAGUGAUGAGUGCUACUAUGGCUACGAGAGUGCCAGUCUGGCUGUUGGCGGCGAAAAUGGCUGGAGGGGGGAGCAAGAGCAGCAGCAAUGUUCAGGCUAAUAUCUUUUAAUGUCUAUCUCGACCCUUUCCGCUUAGUCUAGGAACAACAUAGCGCGUGGCACAUGGGUAACAAACAGGCGUAUAUCACGGCAUUUCCUUUCGCCAUCUCCUGA